This is a messenger RNA of Racocetra persica, 176 nucleotides long. The record is from the annotation of a GenBank genome assembly. Lineage: Eukaryota; Fungi; Glomeromycota; Glomeromycetes; Diversisporales; Gigasporaceae.
GCAAGUGAGAUCGCCUUUUCUAGAAACAAAAUGUGGAGAUACUGCAAGGUACAAGAUCCUGAUACGAUCUUGAUCUAUGAUGCUAAGAUAAUAAUAGCAACUGAAGAAAUAGAAAUUCUUUUUAACGAAAGGAGUCUCAGUGGGUGGUUAACAAUCAACAAACUUGAACCAGGCAA